ACUGUGGGGGACGAGGCGGCCAGAUCCCUUACCUCUGUCUCAAACAAACAAUCAAGCAUAAAUUUUCUCUCCCUAGUCUUCUGGGUUUUGUACAAGUCUCCACAAUAACUAGGUAGAGGAAAACAAAAAUACCAAAAUCCAAGUCUGCCUAUAUUUAUGGAUUCCAAUAAUAAUAAUAAUCAAGAUUUACCAGAAGCCACAGUGCAAAACGUGCUAGAGCAAGAUACACUGAAGUGGGUAUUUGUAGGGGGUAAAGGUGGGGUUGGAAAAACUACAUGUAGUUCAAUUCUUGGUAUCCUUCUUUCUCAGGUCAGAUCCUCAGUUCUCCUUAUAUCUACUGACCCUGCUCACAAUCUCAGUGAUGCCUUCCAACAACGCUUUACCAAGUCUCCUACCCUUGUCAAUGGCUUCUCCAAUUUGUAUGCCAUGGAAAUUGAUCCAACUGUGGAGAAAGAAGACUCAGUCAGUUCAGAUGGGAUGGAUGACUUUUUGUCUGACUUGACAAAUGCAAUUCCAGGGAUUGAUGAAGCUAUGAGCUUUGCGGAGAUGCUAAAAUUGGUGCAAACCAUGGACUACUCGGUAAUAGUGUUUGAUACAGCCCCAACAGGGCAUACUCUUAGGCUAUUACAAUUCCCAUCGACUCUAGAGAAAGGGCUUGCCAAAGUGAUGAGUUUGAAG
This is a messenger RNA of Nicotiana tabacum (common tobacco), 678 nucleotides long. The record is from RefSeq and is a predicted model, not a curated record. Lineage: Eukaryota; Viridiplantae; Streptophyta; Magnoliopsida; Solanales; Solanaceae.